AUGGCAGAUGUUGUUCAAACACAUGACACAAAACUUGAAAAGCUCAGAUUUAAUAGCAAUAUGAAUCAAACAUCACCAUCAUCAAUCUAUAAUAAUAAUAAUGUUAAUCAAAUAUCAGCAUCAUUAUUCAAUAAUAAGAAUAAUAUGGAUCAAACAUUAGCAACAUCAUUUUAUAAUAAUAAUAGCAAAAGGAAUCAAAAAUCACCAUCAUCAUCUUCUAAUAAUAAUAGUAAUCAAACAUUGUCAAUAGCAUUGAAUAAUAAUAACAAUAUAAAUCAAAUAUCAUCAUUAUCAUCGUCUAAUAAUAAUAAUAUGAACCAAACAUUACCAACACCUUUUGGUAUUAAUAAUUAUAUAAAUCAAACAUUCCCAGCUCCAUCAACAUCAUUUUAUAUGAAACCCGUAACAAACCCGUCAAAUAAAAUAUUAAGUAUCGAUGAAAUGAAUGCACUUGCUAAUGGGUUACAUCACGUUUAUUCAUCAGGAGUUUUUGAUCAAACAGGAUUUAUAUGUAAUAUAGAACAUUUUUAUGCUAAACUUAUGAAUGUUAGAACGGAUUAUCGACACUAUGAACAAAAACAAACAGAUGAAAAUGUAAUUCAUAAACUUACACCUGCUCAAUUGAAUAUUGCUUGUCAGAUAAGAUCCAUUUCAAAUAUGAUAAAAGACAAAGCACAAAUUGAAUUAAAAACAUUGCGAGAACAACAUAAAUCAUCAAUUAACUUGCUGAAACAACUUGCUAAAGAUCAGUCGAUCAUAAUAACGAAACCUGAUAAAGGACGAGGAGUUGUGCUUAUGAACCGUACGGAUUAUAUUGAAAAGAUGGAAGAAAUAUGA
Messenger RNA from Rotaria sp. Silwood1, 837 nucleotides. The record is from the annotation of a GenBank genome assembly. NCBI's taxonomy places the organism in Eukaryota, Metazoa, Rotifera, Eurotatoria, Philodinida, Philodinidae.